Molecule: messenger RNA, 1451 nt
Organism: Odontomachus brunneus
Lineage: Eukaryota; Metazoa; Arthropoda; Insecta; Hymenoptera; Formicidae
Gene: Vha36-1
Product: V-type proton ATPase subunit D
Exons: 4
Coding region: 91-828 (245 amino acids)
Cellular component (GO): proton-transporting V-type ATPase complex
Molecular function (GO): proton-transporting ATPase activity, rotational mechanism
Source: RefSeq, a predicted model, not a curated record
CCACUAGGCACAUGAUAGCCGAAACUUCCUGUCGCCCGAGUCAGCUGAUCAAUCCCAUUCCUGUCUGCUCCAUACAGUGGUCGUGCGAAAAUGUCGGGCAAGGAUAAAUUGCAAAUUUUCCCCUCUCGGGGGGCGCAGAUGUUGAUGAAGUCCCGUUUACAAGGAGCACAAAAAGGUCAUGGUCUCUUGAAGAAGAAGGCUGACGCCUUGCAGAUGCGCUUCAGAAUGAUUCUGGGGAAGAUUAUUGAAACUAAAACUUUAAUGGGUGAAGUGAUGAAGGAAGCCGCGUUCUCUCUGGCUGAAGCAAAGUUUGCAACGGGCGACUUCAAUCAGGUGGUGCUACAGAACGUGACAAAGGCACAAAUCAAGAUUCGCUCAAAGAAAGACAACGUCGCCGGCGUGAAUCUCCCGGUAUUUGAAUCGUACCAGGAUGGAACAGAUACUUACGAGCUGGCCGGCUUGGCCAGAGGUGGUCAGCAAUUGGCGAAGCUGAAGAAGAACUACCAGCGGGCGGUAAAACUGCUAGUGGAAUUGGCGUCGCUACAAACGAGCUUCGUCACUCUCGACGAGGUGAUCAAAAUCACGAAUCGCCGCGUCAACGCGAUCGAGCAUGUCAUUAUUCCGCGAAUCGAGAGAACUCUCGCGUACAUCAUCUCCGAACUCGACGAACUUGAGCGAGAGGAGUUUUAUCGGCUGAAGAAGAUUCAGGAUAAGAAGAAGAUUGCCAAGGCAAAGGUUGAGGCGGAGAGAGCGGAAAUGAUCGCGGCCGGGCACAAUUUGGAAGCCGCGAACAUGCUCGACGAGGGUGACGAGGACCUGUUGUUUUAAAUAUUGUAAAUAACGCGUUUUAAUUAAGAUGAUGUUAAUAGUUGAGAACGAAGCGAACCGUUCCCUUCCCGUUUCGAGCGUACUUUCCGUUAUAAUGUUGAAUCACUGUGCAAUAACAGUUCCGAUGGUUUGUGCGUUUAGAAAACGUAAUAACAGGUAGAUUUUUCGAAUUGUUUCUUUGUCCAGCAACGCAUGCAACACCACCAACACGCAUAUGUGUACAGUCGGAUUUACAUAAUAUAUAUAAUAUAUGGAAAAAUUCAACAGUCACAUGUACAAAAUCUGAAGAACGCCACACGGUUGCGUUCUUUAUGUUGGAUGUAUAGUCGGUUGAUUUUUUCAUGCAUUUUAUAUUCCGCGUGAAGACUUACCACGCGACUCUAUCCGAAUGAAUUUUUAUCCUGCGUUGUAGUGUAUCGUAAAAAUCGCUGUUAUUGUUCUUGUUUAACGUUUAAACGAUUGAAUUGUACAGAAUUUUUACCAUGGGACGCGAUUCGAAGGGAUAGAUAGUGGUAUUCAUCGCGAAUCAUUCCGCGGUUUGUAUGAUGUGAGAGAAGUUGUAUGAGAUAUAUCUAUAAUAAUGAGUUACAAGUAAAAUAAAUAUAUGUAUAUAUAAUUCGAAA